AGGUAUUGUGUGCGGUAAGCGGUGCUGUCAGUGCGGGAGAGAUGACACAGUCUAUAGUUGUACAAGUUGGGCAGUGUGGAAAUCAGAUUGGGUGCAGGUUCUGGGACCUUGCAUUGAGAGAACAUGCUUCCGUCAACAAGAAAGGAAUUUACGAUGAAGCUCUGUGCAGCUUUUCUAGAAAUGUUGAUACAAGGUAAGGGUUAUUGUUCAUGCAGAAAAAUAAGAAACUUUAAAUCUGCUGCUUGCACAGCCCUGAAAAACUAUUGUGCAUAAUCUGAAGAACUGGAUGUCAGUGCUAU
Staurois parvus is the source of this 299-nucleotide messenger RNA. NCBI's taxonomy places the organism in Eukaryota, Metazoa, Chordata, Amphibia, Anura, Ranidae. The record is from the annotation of a GenBank genome assembly.